AUGGAUGCGCGGUCGUGGACGCUGGUGAUGACGAUGAUGGCGCUCACGUGGGGGGUGAGGAUUGAACGCGCGGGCGCGGGGAGCGCAUUCGUGCAACAGCCCGCGGUGGGCGACGUCGGGUUUCACGGCUCGCCGGGACCGGUCGGUCGAGUUGGGCACGCGUCGGUGGUGACGGAUGACUCCAAGGUGUUCGUGUUCGGCGGACGGGCGAAGUCGUCGAACGGGGAUCUGUUGAACGACUUGUGGCUGUACGACUGGGAGACGGGCUCGUGGGUGUCGUACGUCCCGAACGAGCUGAUGUGCGAUCAGUGCUCGACGUGUCAAGCGACCGGGUCGACGUGUCACGAUUGGACGGGAUUGCGUCCGUACACGUCUCCCCAGCUCGCGGAGGGAAAAAAUAGACAGGAUAGACCGAUUCCUAGCGGGCGAGUGCACCACUCCAUGGCGCUCGUUCUCAAUCGGGACACCGGCUCGCGAGAGACGGUCGUUAUGUUUGGUGGAGAGAGCAUCGACUGCACAGAUUAUUGCGACGAUCUGUGGCAUUACAAUAUUCCAAAUAAUUUGUGGACGAAGAAAGAGUUUACCGCCGGUGAUGAGGUUCCGAUUAGACGAUGGAAGCACGCAAUGACCGAUUACUACGACGCAGUGUUCAUGUUUGGAGGACAUUCGCAGAGAAAGCAGACGACGGCCACGGCGAUGGCAAACAUCAGCUCAGAUGAGGCGUUUUACUACGACACCGACGCCGUCUUUGAAGACGACAACCCGCUCUUCUUAGAUGACCUCUGGGUGUACAAUGCCACAGAACGCGUUUGGGAUCGGCUCGUGCCCCAGUGCAAGGUCUAUGACGACGUGCAAGGCAUCAUAAACUCGACUGCCUGCACGAACACGACGCUUGAACCUGAUGGCACGGCAGAGCGGGACGUUUAUGGACCGCGUCCACGUCUCGGUGGAAGCCUUGUCUGGUUGCACACGAACUGUAAGGAUUGCGUAUGGGGUCGCAAUAGCACAUCAGACGUAGACUAUGACUUCAUUUAUCUCUUCGGAGGAUUCGCCUACGGAGGCUCUUCAAACUACGAGGAGCUGUACCCGACGGGUGAACAGGAUAUGUAUCCAUCGCUGGAGUCGAAGUAUUUCUUGAAUGACGUUUGGAGAUAUGACAUAGCGGAGAACACAUGGGAGGAGCUGAAGCCGCUCACAUCCAACCCACGGCGACCCGUACCAAGGCAGGGACACUCUGCCACUGUUGUAGUGAAGGAUGGACAGUCGAUGAUGCUAGUUCAUGGUGGACAAACUUGGCAAGACGAGAUUGGCGACUUUUGGCAGUAUAACUUCUCCUCAAACGCUUGGAUUGAGAUAGUAUCAGAAGAGUAUCCCUCGCGGCGGUAUGGUGGAACUAUGGUCCAAGUUGGCCAGGCAUCCGUGACGAGAUCGGGGACGACACGCCAAUCCGGUAGAGCGCUCAUAUUUGGAGGACACGGUUGUUUAAAAGGUAAAUCGUACAGCGAGGCCGCAAUCGCAGCCGCGACUGCCGGAACGGGAACGGGAACUUCUGCUAGAACUUACGUCAAUGAAGUGGGUGAAAUCGUGAACUGGGCAACGAAAUAUUCAGUGAACGCAGAGGGGAAGCUCGUGGUGGAUGGAGCUGUCCUCGAGGACGCCGGUGAUCCGGUCUUCUUAGCCGCAACGGAUGGUACGACGGAAGUACAGACUGUGACAGGGUACGGCGAAACAAUUUGUACUGAGAUACUUUCUGACUUGUGGCAAUAUCUUCCUGACGAGUGCCCAAAUGACUGCUCUCGAGCUGGCACGUGCAGUUUCAAUGUGUGCAUAUGUCGAGGUUCGUUUUACGGUGCUGAUUGUUCAGAGCCGUAUUGUCCUGAUUCAGAAUGUUAUUUCGAUGACGUGGCUCGAGAGAUGGUUUGUACUCACUGCAACGGUCGAGGUGAAUGCGUCGAUGGCACGUGCACCAACUGCGAAUAUCCAUCGACAGGCGAAAGAUGUGAGGAUAUUGCUGGCCUUUGUCCGGCCGACAACUGUACGUGUUUUGAUAGCGUGGGAGCGCCUCGGCCGGCAGACUGUGAAGAAACGGUCACGGAGUGCGAAAAGAACCCGUCAGGAUCGAGUUCUCGUACUCAAGACUGCUCUGGUAACGGAUACUGCAUCAAUGGAGUGUGCGAAUGCUUCCCAGGCUUCACCGAUAGCAAGCUGGUUAUCAAGUCGGGCGAUGUGUUUAUCCCCGCUCGAGACUACGUUAAUAACACCGUGAUCCCUGCUCCAGAGUGUGGCUACGAUGAGACCGCGCCCAAUUUGUACAAUCCUGCGUUGGUGACCGAUGCGUGCAAACCGAAGUUGUAUGCGGACUGCGGCGACUUUCUUUACCAAGUGGCUGGUGCAAGCGCUGGACAUGUGCUCAUCACCGUCCUAAUAUCCACGUUUGUGCUCGAAGUCUUGCUGAAUCUAUCUUAG
This is a messenger RNA of Ostreococcus tauri, 2466 nucleotides long. Its product is annotated as EGF-like, conserved site. Bases 1 to 2466 code for a protein of 821 amino acids. Gene Ontology annotation, molecular function: protein binding. The record is from RefSeq and is a predicted model, not a curated record. The transcript has a single exon. NCBI's taxonomy places the organism in Eukaryota, Viridiplantae, Chlorophyta, Mamiellophyceae, Mamiellales, Bathycoccaceae.